Micromonas pusilla CCMP1545 is the source of this 786-nucleotide messenger RNA. RefSeq lists its product as uncharacterized. Gene Ontology annotation, molecular function: protein binding; mRNA binding; translation initiation factor activity. The record is from RefSeq and is a predicted model, not a curated record. NCBI's taxonomy places the organism in Eukaryota, Viridiplantae, Chlorophyta, Mamiellophyceae, Mamiellales, Mamiellaceae. Gene Ontology annotation, cellular component: eukaryotic translation initiation factor 4F complex. The annotation marks the transcript as partial. The transcript is spliced from 2 exons.
AGGUCGUUCAAGUCCAUACUGAACAAGCUCACGCCGCAAAACUUCGAAAAGUUGCUCGAGAAGGUUCUCGACGAGGGCAUCUCCACGGCGCAGACGUUGAUCGGUUUGAUCGCGCAGCUAUUCGACAAGGCGCUCACUGAGCCGACUUUCGCGGAACUGUACGCGACGAUGUGUCAGCACCUCAGCGAUCGUUUCUUAUCCGAGAAUAUUGAAUUUCUAGAUCCGGAGUCGGACCCGGACGUCGCGGAGCCAAAGAGAAUCACGUUCAAGCGCGUCCUCCUGAACAAGUGCCAGGAAGAGUUCGAGAAGGGAGACGCCGCGAUCAAGGCAGACGGAGAGAUCAAGAAGGAAAAAUCCGCUGCGGAGAAGGAGCUCACGGAGCGACGAAAGCAGCUGGAGCGAGACGAGCGAAUGACGAUCGCGCGACGCAGAAUGCUCGGUAACAUCAGGUUCAUCGGCGAGCUCUUCAAGAAACAGAUGCUCACGGAGCGCAUCAUGCACACGUGCAUAAUGAAACUCCUAGGUGAGACGAAGAACCCAGACGAGGAAGACGUCGAGGCGCUGUGUAAGCUUCUAAGCACGAUUGGCGGGCAACUCGACCACGCGCGAGCGAAGGACCACAUGGACGCAUAUUUCCGGCGCAUCCUCGGCCUCGCACGGUCCGACUCGAUAUCGUCCCGGCAUCGAUUCAUGUGCCAGGAUGUGAUCGAGAUGCGGCAGAAAGGCUGGAGAGAGCGACGGAAGCAAGAGGGGCCGAAGAAGAUAGACGACGUUCACAAGGACGCG